UGGCGUCUCCAGUGCGCAUCAUACUCGGAAGUGGACGUGUUGUCGGAAGGAGAGAUUAAAGUGGGUCACCGUAGUCCCUCACAGACUGCUCUAUAUAUUGAAUAUAUUAUGUUAUAUAUAAUAUCAUAUAUAUUAUGUAGUAUCACAGCCUGAGGAAGGAUGGAGACAGAGAACCUCAGCGAGGCGCGGCGGACACAGAGCCGCGAGACGCAGACCGACUACAGACCACAAGGUCAGGUCCCCCGGUUGUGUCAGGCCAACCUGUUCACCCUCCUCAGCCUGUGGAUGGAGAGGUUCCCCAGAGAGACUUCUGAAGACCACGACCCGGUGGUUCGGCCCUGUGGUCUGGUUGUGGUCCGUGGGGGCCGGGUCAGGGGCCUCCACGUCUCGGGGCCCCUCCUCCACGUGGGCCAGGAGGCGGUGCUCCGCCAUGGGGGGGCGGGGCUAGAGGGCAGCCAGCUCUACUUCUCCAGACGGCCGUGCUCUGCCUGCCUCAAGAUGGUGGUCAACGCGGGGGUGAUUCAGGUCUUCUUCUGGCCGGGGGACCCGGAGGUCAGCGUGCUCUCGGGUCGCGGUGCGGACCGGUCCCCCGCCCCAGGUCCGGGUGUGGGGCCCAGCCCGGAGGCCCUGCUGGACCUGGGGGCGGUGGAGAGGCUGCGGGCGGGAGGCGGGCCCCCGGUGGUCGUGGCCCUGCGGCCCCUCGCCCCCGGUCUGCCCCAGUACGUGGAUCUGAAGGCCAGGACCUCCGACUUCAUGGAGCGGGUCCAGGAAGACCAGCCGGAGCAGGACGGAGACGAGCUAUUCAGGAGGCAGCGGAGGAGUCACCUCCAGGAGCUGUCCCGGGCGUUCCUGAUCCCGUGUGAGCGGGAGCACCGGGCGGUCCUGGAGCUGCUGGGUCUGGAGGCCUUCUGCCAGGACCCGGACCUCUCUACCCUGAGGAGCAGCAUGCUGCAGCUGGUGGAGCUGCUGGCCUCCGUCAGCGCAGGGCUGCCCCUGCUCCACCACGGCUUCUACUGCGCCGCUUCACCCAGGGACCCGGCGCCCCCAGCAUGGCUCUCUAAGGAGAGUCCGGACGUGGCCCCCAGGGGUCCGGUCCCCCCGCCCGUCUCCCAGGCUGUGGCUCGCCACUGCAUCAUCCAGGCAACGCUGCUGGCCUUCAGGACAGAGGACCCCAAGGUGGGCGUCGGAGCCGUGAUCUGGGCCCAGGCGGAGUUGGACGGUGGGGACGGGACUGGCCGACUCUACCUGGUGGGCUGUGGCUACAACGCCUACCCAGUGGGCUCCCAGUACGCCCAGUACCCACAACUGGACACCAAACAUCCGGACCGUGGGAGGACCAAGUAUCGAUACAUCAUCCACGCUGAGCAGAACGCCCUAACCUUCAGGAGCCGGGAGGUGUGCCCCGGACAGCGGCUCCUGCUCUUCGUCACCAAGUGCCCGUGUGACGAGUGUGUUCCUCUGAUCCGGGCGGCGGGCGUGACUCACGUCUUCACCUCGGACCAGGACGCCGGCAAGGACAAGGGGGACAUCUCCUACCUCCUCUUCAGGGGCCCCAUCGGGCCCUCCAGGCUGACAUGGCAGAAACGCCCCCUGCUGUAG
Molecule: messenger RNA, 1599 nt
Organism: Gadus morhua (Atlantic cod)
Lineage: Eukaryota; Metazoa; Chordata; Actinopteri; Gadiformes; Gadidae
Gene: cdadc1
Product: cytidine and dCMP deaminase domain containing 1
Exons: 10
Coding region: 160-1599 (479 amino acids)
Cellular component (GO): cytoplasm
Molecular function (GO): zinc ion binding; dCMP deaminase activity
Source: RefSeq, a predicted model, not a curated record